Messenger RNA from Tyto alba (common barn owl), 1789 nucleotides. It is a transcript of the gene TMT1A, whose product is annotated as methyltransferase like 7A. Gene Ontology annotation, molecular function: S-adenosylmethionine-dependent methyltransferase activity. NCBI's taxonomy places the organism in Eukaryota, Metazoa, Chordata, Aves, Strigiformes, Tytonidae. The transcript has 2 exons. The record is from RefSeq and is a predicted model, not a curated record. The coding region runs from base 376 to 1116 and encodes 246 amino acids.
AAAUAUGACCUGUGACUGGACACCACGUAUUUGCUGAACACCAAAUUAGGGCAACUCAUGACAUUUUGCCAGCGGUUCCAUAGAAAGUUGUACCGCCCAGUUUGUGCCGAUUACGUAACAGACUGGCAGCUCCUGUUCUGCCAGAGCUGGGACGCCACAGCAACUGUUUGGUAUGCAGUCCUGCUUUUCCCUUCCUUGCCUGUGACCAGACUUGGAACUCAGCUUUAGAGAAAAGUCUACGCGAUCAAUCCAAGGAGCUGAAUAUACUUCAAGAGGAACACGACAAGUACAUGAAUGCAGCGUCUGAAUUUCAAGCGCUCUAAUACACAGAAGAACUAGUUUUGCUCAGUGCAGAUCCUCUGCUCCACGCUGGAAAUGACGGAGGCCAGCAUCCUCUUCUUCCGUGCCUGCCUCGCUCUGCUUGCCAUGCCUGUCUACCUACUGUCGUUGCUGGGCAUGUGGGAGCCUUUCUGUAAAAAGGUAUUUUUUCCUUUCUUCUUAGAGAAUUUUUCUACAAUUUAUGAAAGGAAAACAAAGAAGCAGAAGCAGGAGCUAUUUCGUAAUCUACCUGACUUUGCAAGCCCUUCUGGAGAGCUGAAGCUGCUGGAGAUCGGGACUGGCUGUGGUACCAACUUCCAGUUCUACCCACCAGGCUGCAAAGUCACGUGCACUGACAUAAACCCCAACUUCCAGCAAGGCCUUGAGAGAAGCAUGAACAAGAACCAGCACAUCCACUACGAGCGUUUCCUAGUAACUGCAGGAGAAGACCUGCACCAGGUGCCCAGCGGUUCCGUGGAUGCUGUCAUCUGCACCCUGGUCCUCUGCUCUGUGCACAACGUGAACAACACCCUGAAGGAAGCACUGCGAGUGCUCAGACCAGGAGGCGCUUUCUAUUUCCUAGAGCACGUGGCCGCCGAUCAUUCCAGCUGGACGUAUUUUUGGCAGCAGGUCUGCUAUCCGACUUGGAAACUCGUCUUUGAUGGAUGCUGCCUAACGAGAGAGAUAUGGAAGAAUCUGGAACAGGCCAGCUUCUCGGAGCUGAACUUACAGCACAUCAGCGUGGCGCUGCCCUGGAUGCCCAUUCAGCCUCACAUCAUGGGGUACGCUGUGAAGUAACUCACCCCGCUCUGCCAGGCCUUCUCCCCUGCCCCUCCCCGAAACUCUUUGGUAUAAUAAACGCAAACAACACUGCACAGGCUAAUCCAGAUGUCUAAAGCUAGUUAAUACUGCGAAAGACUUUAACUUUUGGAUUCAAGCGCCAGAGGAGCGCUUUUCCAAACCUCUCUGAAGCUGUCGCGCGGCUGACUAUGCCUUGCCAGACCCCAGCACAGCCCAUGGAGGAUGCCAGGAGGAGACUGCAGAAUGCAAACCAGCCCAGCAGGGAGGAAAAAAUGGCAAAGCAGGAACUUAAGGGAACUUCUGCCUACGUCUGGGUGGCUCUGGGACAGGAUUCCUUCAGGUGUUUCCCACGCUGGGCAGCCCGGGCUCCGUGAGGCAUUGCGCACUGCUCCCCUCUCCCCACGCUCCGCCAGAGCCGUUCCCGUUCAGCCUCACAGAACGAGCAGUCAGAUGCAAAACCUCCACAGCCCGUUUGGCUCAGCCGCGCGUUAAUUACCUACAAAAAUCCGGGGGGGGGGGGUGCAAGGGGAAGAGCAGGCACGCACCCCGCCUCCCCACAUAGCGCUCACCAAAGCCUCCCGGUCGCUUGGCUGCCCGCCCGCCCGCCCCUGCGCCGUCACCGGUUCUAACGCUGUUCGCCACCGGAGCAUUAAAAAGAUUCGUGUUUAAA